AUGAGCAUUCGUACAAGGCACAGACACGCAAACUGGAGUCGUCCAUUGAUGGGCUUAGUUACGUGGACACCAAAAGGGACCCAACAAAAUCAACUGGAGAGAGAGGUACAUUACAGAUUACACACAGAUGUUCAUGAUGAAAUAGCGAAAAAUACAUUGGUAGCGUUGCUUAAUGAUGCAGAUGUUUCUCCCUGGUUCCCUCCAUCUUCGCGGCUAAAGCAGAGUAUCAUCACAGUUGGAGGACAAAUUUGGCCACAAGCACGUUCCCAACCUCAAACCCGCUCACGAGAUCAUGCCUUCUAA
Triticum turgidum subsp. durum (durum wheat) is the source of this 303-nucleotide messenger RNA. The record is from the annotation of a GenBank genome assembly. NCBI's taxonomy places the organism in Eukaryota, Viridiplantae, Streptophyta, Magnoliopsida, Poales, Poaceae.